Molecule: messenger RNA, 3288 nt
Organism: Alternaria atra
Lineage: Eukaryota; Fungi; Ascomycota; Dothideomycetes; Pleosporales; Pleosporaceae
Exons: 3
Coding region: 1-3288 (1095 amino acids)
Biological process (GO): mismatch repair
Cellular component (GO): MutLalpha complex
Molecular function (GO): ATP binding; ATP hydrolysis activity; mismatched DNA binding
Source: RefSeq, a predicted model, not a curated record
AUGGCCACUAUCAAGGCCAUUGAGGGCCGCUCUGUGCAUCAGAUCCAGUCGGGUCAGGUCAUUAUUGGUCUGGAAUCGGUAUGCAAAGAGCUUGUCGAAAAUAGCAUCGAUGCAGGCGCCACAUCAAUUGAGGUGCGCUUCAAGAACCACGGCCUAGAUUCCAUAGAAGUCCAGGACAAUGGUUCUGGUAUUGCGCACGACGACUACGAAACCAUCGCCCUCAAGCACUAUACGUCCAAACUAGCUAGCUACGACGACCUCUCGUCGCUACAGACAUUCGGCUUCCGCGGUGAGGCGUUGUCGUCGCUAUGCGCUCUCUCCAACUUUCACAUCAUCACCGCUCGGCCUUCCGACGGCCCGAAAGGUACCAAACUGGAGUUCGAGCAGUCAGGCAAGCUGAAGGGGACAUCGGUGGUAGCGGCUAAGCAAGGUACGAUGGUGGUGGUGGAGACACUAUUCCGUAAUCUGCCUGUACGGCGGAAAGAGCUCGAGAAGAACGUCAAGAGAGAAUACAAUAAAGUGCUGCAGUUGCUGAACGCAUACGCUUGUAUAAGCGUUGGCGUCAAGUUCUCCGUGAGCAAUCAGAUACCGAAAGGGAAGAAGACGGUAGCUUUCUCCACGAACGCGAAUGCGAGCACACGCGACAACAUUUCCAAUGUCUACGGCGCAAAGACGGUUGCCGCCCUGAUCCCUCUCAGCCUCGAAUUCGUCAUGAACCCUUCAAGUCGGCCGGUUGCCACACAAAGCGCAAGGAACCGGAGCACGCAAGAGGAUUCGGGCUCACGGACAGUCAAGAUAGUUGGCCAUAUCUCCCGCCCAGUUGUGGGCGAGGGUCGCCAAACACCAGACAGACAAAUGUUCUUCGUGAACUCGCGGCCUUGUAAUCUUCCACAGGUCUCCAAGGCAAUCAAUGAGGUCUACAAGUCCUACAACAUUACACAGUCACCCUUUAUCUUCGCAGAUAUUCAGUUGGACACCAACGCCUACGAUGUCAAUGUGAGUCCAGACAAGCGGACCAUCAUGCUCCAUGACCAGACUGCGCUACUAGAAAAUCUUAAAGAAGCUCUUCUAGAGCUAUUCGAGAGCCAUGCUCAGAGUGUUCCUCAAGCUCAACUCUUAGGCAAAAAAACGCCCAUGUCCGCCUACAAGCCACCAACAAUACAGUCUCGUGAAAGCACUACAUUAGCGGUAGAAGAGGACCAAAGCGAGUCGGAAGAUGUCGUUCAUUCUCGCCGUGAGACUCCAAAGAGACCUGAAUUGAAAUCUGUCCCAGACACGCCUGGGACGGACGAUCAUCCAGGUUUUGUGAAAGCGAGUCUCAUCGAGCGAUUCGCUGGUCGGGACUCAGAAGACCGAGCAGUUCGUCCAGUCGUUAGACCCAGAAGAACCAGCACCCCCGAGAACAGCAAGGUGACUGGAAAUCGCGUGUCCCACCCUCACAUGCCUCGACGUAGCGCUACGCCUGGAAAUGAAGACCCGGUCGAUCCACCACUUGCAAGGCCGCAGUCACCGUUGUUCGAACCGGAAGAGUUGGCUGGGGUCCCUGUCAGGCUUUCUCAGCCUUCCAAGAUCGUUCAAGAUUUCAACGCCCGCAUAGAAUCUCAGAGUCCUCGCCGACCAGAACCAGUCAGCUUGUCCAAGCCUUCAGAACCUGCUAGUGAUGGAGAGGAAGAACAGCAGCCAAUCCCGGCCAUCAGACAAACGCCGCAAAAGUCGUGGUCGCAGAGCACUAUUCAAAACGCGUUUGACCGCAUGCGUCCCAUGCGAACCCCACUCCAACAAGCCACGAUAACUGUGGGCGACACCACGACGGUUUCCACGAUCGGCACCGGAAAUCAAUCAGCAGCUUCCAGACGGGCCAGGAUACACACGCCAAAAUUUUCUUUGUCUGGCAAGCCAUUAAAUCAAACACCCAAAAGGAGGUUGUUCAAAAAGGGUCUAAGUGGCUUUGCGGCACCGGGUACCCAGGCAGAAAGUAGUGAUGAGGAUGAUGAGCAGGAGGAGGCGGAAGAAGAUGAAGAUGAAGUCGCUCAGGACAGUAAUAUGUCUGAUGCACCCGUACGUUAUCCAUUUCCAAACGAGCGCUUGCCAUCUCGAGGAUUUGAAGAGCCACGAACCGAUGAUAUGGAAGUCUCUUCCAACACCCCGCCACGGCGCUCAAGAAUCGCUCUGGAAGAGCAUCAAGUAGCGGAAUCAGCGUCAGUCGCUGAAGCAGAGCCUCAAGCGGAGGUGGAAAACACAGACGACGAGUAUAUUGAGGACUCUGAGAAGAAGGAAAGAGAAGAAGCAAAGAUUGCGCAGCUCAUCGCUGAAGCCGAAGAAGCUGCUGCCCGACCCACCGAAUUGAACUUGAAGCGGGCCAACAAACUGUUCAAGAUCACCCAGAAAAAGUACUGGACCAUCAAUCUUGAGCGCGUUAUCGAGACAGACGUCGACGCCAUUGCUCGGCAUCUACAGAAUAUCCAGGCGUCUAUCGAUGCAUCGACGGCAAAGACCGAUGCGGCGGCUGCGCUUCCCACCAGUACCCAGCUGAACCAAGACGAUCCCGAAGAACGGCUGAGUCUUACAGUAACGAAGGCUGACUUCAAUGAGAUGCGCAUUAUUGGUCAGUUUAAUCUAGGCUUCAUCAUCGCCGUGCGACCACCCACACCCACAUCGCCCAUGUCAGACCUGUUUAUCAUCGAUCAGCAUGCGAGCGACGAAAAGUACAACUUCGAGCGUCUUUCUGCGACAACAACGCUGGUGCCACAAAAACUCGUACAUCCACAUCCUCUCGAACUCACUGCUGUUGAGAAGGAGAUCAUUCGCGAAAACAAGCACUCGCUUACCGCCAACGGCUUUGUCGUUGAUCUGGAAACUGUAGAUGACAAAGAAGCGGAUCAUCGUGCACAGCUGGUCUCACUGCCCAUGUCGAAGGAGGUCACUUUCACCCCAACAGAUCUGGAGGAGCUCUUGGCACUCAUUCUAGAGAACCCACCUUCCUCCUCCACUUCCACAUCGCGGCACAUACCACGCCCUUCUAAGGUUAGGAAGUUACUUGCGAGCCGCGCUUGCAGGAGUUCAGUAAUGAUCGGUAAGACUCUUCAGCCGCCACGGAUGAGGGAGAUUGUUCGACACAUGGGCAGUAUGGACAAGCCCUGGUCUUGUCCACAUGGUCGACCUACUAUGCGCCAUCUCUUUGGUCUGGAGAAGUGGCAAGGCUGGACCGAAGGAGACGGGGUGUCAGGAGUUGAUGUACAAGGCGAGAAAACCGAUUGGAAUGCCUACUUGAAGAACAACAAGAAAUGA